CGAACGAGAACGUACAAGGCUAAAUGGCCGUUGAGAUUAGCCAAGGUGUUUGCGACCUAUGCGGAGCGCCUUCAGACGCAAGCCUGCAAGAAUGCAACUGGCUGACAUGUACAUAUCAGCACUGCGAAGGCGGACUUUAUCAUCAAGAAUGUUUGGAAAAGUAUUUGAAGUCCAACAAGCUGGAAAAGAAUCGCAAAACUGGUUUCAAAUGCCCCCGGGGUUGUGGAAAGGGGACGCGGUUCGACCAGGCUUGCCCGGGACGGAUCGACAAAUCUCAUCCUAUACAUCCACGCAACGAGGACAAGAAGAAAACAAAGCUUGCGGCAGUUGUCGUGGAGCCUCAGCGUCCCGCCAAGCCAUCUGCGCCCCCAGCGCAAAAUGGAAAAGCUGCAAAAACAAAGGAAGAAAGCAAGGCGGACGCUCCCAAAGACUCCAAAAGUGCAGCGCUCAUAAAACCGGCGCCAACCGCCAAGCCAGCUGCGGCUAUUGCUGCGACGCCAUCCGCAACGGCCACAGGGCAAAAAGCGGUGCGCAAGGAGAUACCGGCGCUACCGCCGCGCCCGGAGGUCGUAACCAAGCAGAAACUGGUAGAGCUAGCGGCACAGGCGCGGCGCGAGCUUGGGCUAUCCGCGCCGAGCACCUCUCUGGCGAGUCACGGCUCUAAGGGGGACCUCCAGGGGCUCGUGAGCUCGUCGGCCGGGCCAUCCAAACCAGCCGGCACGACUGCCGCAUCGGCAUGGGGUAAACCUUCGGGACCAUCUGCAGAGCCCGCGGGCCUCAGUCCUCAGCCAACCAUGAUGUUGCAGUUGCCACAGCUUCAACAAUUGCUUCAACAAGCAACAGUGGGAAAGAAGCAGACAGCAAAAACAACGCCGGUUGCGGCAGCGAGCGCACCGACGCAAGCAGCACCGAAAGCGGCACCACCGGUGCCCCAGCCUGUUACUCCCCCCCCACCCGUAUGGCCAGCACUAGGGACGGCGCAGUCGUCAGCAGCAGCCCUGUUCUCCUCCUCCUCUGUACCAUCCACGCAAGUCGCUUCCCGGGAACUAACACCCCGGCCAGGGUCCCCCCCAUCCGCCUGGGGGUCAACCUUAGCAACGGCCUCCUCUUCCGCACAGCAGCAGCAGUCAUCCAUGCAACAUCCACAGCAGGCUGCCACAUCUGCCGCAUCCUCAUUGAACUCCACAGCAUCAGGGUCACGUUUGCACACCCCGGGUUCGUCCUCCGCUGCCGCCGCCACCACCGCGACAGCGGCGUUGGUCGGACCUUCCACGUCAGGGUCCAGCACCCCGGCUGCGCAAGGGCCGUCCUCUGUCGCGUCGGUCGUGCCAUCAGCACCUGCAUCAGCAGCGGCGGUGGUGGCGUGUGCAUCCGGGCCAGGCUCCGGGCAGCAAGGGUCCAUACCUGAGGCAGCAGUGGGGAGUUUUUCAGGGGCAGCGGGCAACAGCAGCAGCGGAAACCUGCGGGCAAGCUUGAGUGCAUUAGAGCCGCAUCCGGGGUCGGCGGGUGCGUCAGCGGCACCGUCGGUUGUUGGUCCGUCGCCGUCCGCACGAGCCGGGUCGCAACUUGUGGGUGCGGACUUCAUUGAUGAAGAAGCCAAGGAACCGAAGCUCACAAAGGCUCAAAAGAAGAAUUUCAAGCGUGCGGAGAAAAAGAAGUUGCCGCUGAGCGCGUCCGUGGACCUGCAGCCCGGCGGUUUUGGGGAGAUGAUUGCGCAGGAGGCGUCUGAGGGCCUCCUGAGAUCAUCCAUCGACUGUGGCGCGAUUGGCAUUGGUAGUGACAGGGGUAACGGCUCCCGGCUUACAUCAGGGGCCGCGGCGGGCUGCCGCACCGGUAGCAGCCGGCUGGCCGACACGGGUGCGCCAUCCACUAGCGGUCGCGGUGCCGUCGGAGGCAGCAGCAGCGGUGGGCAUGAGCGGCAAGCGUCCCACGGGUCCGAAGACCCCGAGCAGUCGCACAUCACUGAGGGGGAGGCGGCCGCCGUCAUGGAGGAGCUCUGCAUUAAUUGCAUCGUCGCGCGCAAGGUCCUGUCGCUCAUAACCCAGUUGCAGCGCUUGGGCGCGUUGGAGUAUGUGGCGGCGGCGGCGGUUCAGCGCCACGGCAGCAAUCUGCUAGCCGCGCUGGAGUGGCUCCUAGUUGCGGGUGGGGACGCAGCUAAUGCGCCGCCGGGCGUGGUGCUGGCCGCGGCGGCGGAAAGCGCCUCCGCGGCGGAAUCGGAGAUUGACAUCUCUGAGGAGCUGGAGCAGCUGCACGACCUGCAAGCCGCCAUGGGUGUCCCGACUGAGCUCCUGCAACAAUGCGUCGUGGACUGCAACGGCGACGUGCAAACCGCAGCGAACACCGCAAUGGAGCGAAUGCUGUCGGCGCCCGCGGCCGCAAGUUCCGGAGCAGCACUAGCCACCACCUCCGCUGCCGCCGGCGGCUCAACGGCAGGCGCAAUGACGGGAAGCUCGCGCGGCGGCGCUGCCGCGCCUCGCGUGAGCAACGGCAGUAGCAGCCUGCUCGGUGGCGGGCAAGGGAACGGCCUUGGUCUGCACGGCUCCGCAUCAUUCUACUCCAUCAGCUCGCUAGACGGUGCUGGAAGCCUUCCGGACGGCGAGGUUGCCACGCUCAAGCAGCAGCAGCAGCAGGGGCUGGUGUCCUUAAAGCCGACGCCUCAGCAACAACCGCAGCAGCAGCAGCAAGCACGGAGCAGCCAUUUUGGCGUUCGGCUACAGGACCCGCCGGAGACGGAGUGCAGCGCAAGCGCCAGCGGUGGGUACGGUGUGGGGGACACGGUCACGGAGGGAUUUCUGCGGGGAGGUGUGGUGUUGGGCGCGUCGGGUUGGCCGAACGGCUACCUGCGGGAAUCAGCACCGCCGGGGUUCGGUUCCGGAGCUGGAGCGGGUUCUGGCCCCGGUGCAGGCGCCGUUGGCCGCAGCACCAGCCGAUUGCUGCACUGGCUCCGCGACGAGCCGGGGCGAGCGGCUGCGCUUGAAGAGGAGGAGGAGGACGCGGCGGCGGCGGCGGCCUCAGGUCUGGCGAGCAGGAGCGGUGCUCCGGAGCUGUUCGCAUGCGACCCGGUCGUCAACUCGCCCUUCUCAGCCGCGCACGGCGGCGGUGCGACGCGCGUUCGGGGCCCGUCAGCAGACAGCGUCACAUCACCCUCGCUCGCGUAUUGGCUGGGCGGCAACGGCUACCAUCGUAGUACCGCCGGGUCUGUAGGUCCGAUAGGUCCCGGCAGCUCCGCUGGCGUGUCGGGUGGCGGCGGGAUAACCACUACUGGCGGCGGCGCGCUGGACCCGUACAACGGCGGCGGCGGCGGCGGUGCCAGUCAUGGCAACUUCUCUUUCAUGUCUUCGCUCAGCAAACCGCCGUCUGCGAGCCCCCAGGGCGGUGUCCUUGACCUGCUGGGAGGAGAGGGGUACCAGAGCAGGUGGAUGAGCCUGGGCACCUUGGCAGCCCACUCGCGGCAAGACCACCCGUCAAAUCCUGCGCUGCUAUUUGGCGGCGCCACGACGACGACGACGACGACGGGGGGUCCCCCGCGGGAGCUGGCGGAGCAACAGAUGCCUCACUCCACCGAGGGCGAAAACGACCUGAGCGCGAUUAUGGCCCUCAUCAACGUCCGCUGA
This is a messenger RNA of Volvox carteri f. nagariensis, 3614 nucleotides long. RefSeq lists its product as uncharacterized. NCBI's taxonomy places the organism in Eukaryota, Viridiplantae, Chlorophyta, Chlorophyceae, Chlamydomonadales, Volvocaceae. The transcript is spliced from 5 exons. The coding region runs from base 24 to 3614 and encodes 1196 amino acids. The record is from RefSeq and is a predicted model, not a curated record.